UUCUGUUAUUCAUAAGCGUUUGGUUAAUCACGAACUUUAUCGUCCACAACGAAUGGAGAAGAUAAACAUGAUCAAAAUGAGACUUGUUCUGGCAUUUGUACUUGGAUGCUUCCUUCCUUCAGGUGGUGAAGUUGUCAACAUGAAAAUUGUUGAAGAGCCCUCAAAUUAUGGUUUCAACAAUUACAAUGUUGGAAUUGUUAAUGAUGAACCAAAGUUGAAGAUGCGUAUAAAACCAUCAAAUUUUUCCGGUCCUCCACACCUGAGAAAUUUUGAGAACAAAUGCUUUGAAAAAGAGAUCUUGGGUUACAAGUAUGAAUUUUGUCCAUUUGCAAAUGUUACACAACAUGAGCAGUCCUACAGGUGGAAUCCAUUCCGUGGAGUACUGGGUGUGUGGCAAGAAUGGGAAAUAAAAGACAAUAAGUUUGUUGCGAUGAUUAUGAGAGAAGGAGAGAGAUGUGGAGACAUUUCCCGAAGUACAAAGAUUCUGUUUGAAUGCGCGGAGACUAACGAGAUCCUGAAUGUGACGGAGUACAGCAAGUGUAACUAUCAGCUACAAUUCUCCACACCAUUGGUAUGUGCAGAACAUUCCAUGUUGGUAUACCCACACCUGUCACCCCCACUGCGUCUGAAAUGGGAUCUCCUACAGGGCCAGUACCAACGUGAAGAAAUUACUCGCAAGGGAUAUGACAAGCAUUUGAAGAAACUGUUUAUAGAGGCCGGAUAUUGUAUGUCAGAAAAUAUCCAACAAAUCAUUGCUAAAUCAGCCGUAGAACAGGAGAAGAUGGAGGAAAAAGAACAGAAGGGUGAAUUUGAUAGCCUUUAUCAGUGUAAGGAGGAAUAUCAAAAACUGAAAAAGGAAGUUGAAGGUCUGAGAGCACUGUUGGCUGUGAAAAACGAUGAAGUACCAGUUCCACAGCCAGUAGACGCAGGACCAGAACAUAGCAAUAGUACAGGUGUGUGAUAAAGGAAGCUGUUCACAUCAAUAAGCUAUUAUUUAUACUGACUCUAUCAGGGCUUUUCCAGUAAAACAUCUACCCAACCCCAGGACUCCAGGUUUGGUUAAGGGGUACCACCUAUAGAAUUUAUUUAAUAAAUUACAUAGAAGUAAUAUGAAGGCAAUCCAAGCAUGUAUGGAAGUGAUUUAAUGAGGAGUCCUGGGGUCCGGUAUAUAUUUUAUUGGAAUAGCCCUCGGGGAAGAUAACUGUGUCUUAGUUAUAAAUGCUGGAUGAAGAAGUACCAAUCCAACAGCAAGUAGACACAGCAACAGUAAAGAUGUGUGACAAAGGAAGUUGUACACAUUAAUAAACUAUUAUUAAUACUGGUGUCAGGGGAGAUAAUUUCAUUAUAAAUGUUGGAUGAAGAAAUACCAUAUACAUGUGUGUGUAGAUAAAUGGUGUUUAUACAUACUGAAUUUAUAAUUUGCUGUUUAGUACACAGUGAUCGGUUUACAUAUGUGUCUGUGACCCAUUGUCUGUUCUUUUCAUUCUAAUAAAAUGUUUUAUCAAACUAAAAUAACAAAAAAAAGUUUUAAGGAAGAAAUAGUCUCGCAGUGACAAGGUACACGGGACCAAAUCAUGAUAAUGGUAAAAAAGUGUGAAAAGGAAGCAGAUAACUUUGAUACUAUCAAACUAUCUAUCUUAAGAUAUUCUUUUUACACUAACACUGUGGGAUGGUGAAAACGGCACCAUAAAUGUUGGAUGUUGUAUUGUGUGUAUGCAUUUAUACGACUCAUUGCUCCGUCGUAGAGGGAAUUUACGUUUUAAUAAAGAUAAGCAGAGGUUGUUAAUACAUGUAUGUAUGUGAGAUGACACAGUAUGAGAGUAUAGGACAGAAUGUGUGUUUUGAAUGUGGCAUUACAUGAUAUCCAUAAUGCUCUUUAUUUUUCUAAAAGGAAAGUCUUUCAUCAUUAAUAUUAUUGACCAUCCCAGAUAGGUUAGAAAUAUCUGGUACUUAUUGUGUUAUUACAAAUACUAUGUAUUGCCAUGUUUGUAUUUUGAAUUAUAGUGCUCGUGGGAAAGGCUUUGAAAAUAUUUGGUGUUAUAGUAUGUCAAUUAUGUGGUGUAAAAAUUAAAGGUCCGACAUUCCAAUCAUCCAUUGAUACAGUAAUGGUAUGUAAAUAUUGUAGUGUUAAUAUAUCGUUACUGAAAGAUUUAUAUAAUACACUGUACAUUGUAACUGUUACUGUAAUUAUAGUGACAAUAAAGUGCUUACACUGUAAUUAAAUGUUUAUACUGUAAUACAAUGUACAUUGCCACUGUAUACAGCAUUACAAUGUUACUGUAAUAUUUUGUUUCUGUAACUGUAAUACAUUUUUACUGCAAUACAAUAUUACAGAACAUUGUAAUGCUUUCUUUCAUUAACUU
Messenger RNA from Pecten maximus, 2363 nucleotides. Its product is annotated as N-acetylglucosamine-1-phosphotransferase subunit gamma-like. The record is from RefSeq and is a predicted model, not a curated record. The transcript has 10 exons. Bases 53 to 961 code for a protein of 302 amino acids. NCBI's taxonomy places the organism in Eukaryota, Metazoa, Mollusca, Bivalvia, Pectinida, Pectinidae. Gene Ontology annotation, cellular component: Golgi apparatus.